AUGGCUAAUUUUACAAUGAGUGGGUUUCUUCUGAUGGGAUUUUCUGCCAAGCCUGAGCUAGAACUCGUUCUUGCUUCUCUGUUCUUAGUCUUAUACAUGGUGGCGGUAAUUGGCAACAUCCUCAUUAUCACCGCAACUUUCAUAGAUGGUAGUCUUCACUCACCCAUGUAUUUCUUCCUGAAACAUCUCUCCUUCCUGGAUCUGUGCUACAUUUCCGUGACUGUACCAAGAUACAUUUGCAACUCUUUCAUGCAGAAUGGCUAUAUUUCCCUAUGGGAAUGCAUAGUGCAAAGUUUUGCUUUCAUUCUCUGUGGUUCUGCUGAGCUGUCCAUGCUCACAGUAAUGUCGUAUGAUCGCUACAUGGCCAUCUGCUUUCCACUGCACUAUGAAAUCAUCAUGGAUGUCAGCAAAUGCGUCCAAGGAGUCCUAGGCAUCUGGAUCAGUGCGAUCAUUUCUGGUGCCAUGCACACAGCUGCCACUUUCUCCAUGCACUUCUGUGGUUCCCAUAUCAUUCACCAGUUCUUCUGUGAUAUUCCACAGCUCAUGAAACUCUCUUGUUCUAAUGAGUAUAUCAGAGAGGUUGGUGUCACUGGCUUCUUGUCUCUGGUGGCCUUUCUUUGCAUCACCUUUAUUGGAGUGUCCUACACAAAGAUAUUCUCCACUGUGCUGAGGAUGCCAUCUGCUGAGGGUAGAGCCAAGGCCUUUUCAACUUGCCUUCCCCACCUGGCUGUGGUCAUGUUGUUUAUUACAACCAGUGUUUUUGAGUUUCUCAAACCACCUUCUGAAUCUCCCAGUGCACUGGACAUUUUGUUGACUAUUAUGUACACAGUUGUGCCCCCAACACUCAACCCAAUGAUCUAUAGCCUGAGAAAUCAAGCCAUAAAGGCAGCUCUGAGAAAAGUUCUCCAAAGAAGACAAUACCUCCCAAAGAAAGAAGACUGUGUCAGUGCAGUCUCUGCACUGGAAAAAGAUGAUUUGUGGAAAGGUAACAUUUUGGAAACUGCUGUCUCUGUGGAAAUCACUAACUUCAAAGAAAGACAGACUUCAGCAUUGAAGAAACAGCUGAAACUCCCAGUUCCCAGAAGAUGA
This is a messenger RNA of Talpa occidentalis (Iberian mole), 1089 nucleotides long. RefSeq names its product olfactory receptor 14J1-like. NCBI's taxonomy places the organism in Eukaryota, Metazoa, Chordata, Mammalia, Eulipotyphla, Talpidae. Gene Ontology annotation, biological process: G protein-coupled receptor signaling pathway. Gene Ontology annotation, molecular function: G protein-coupled receptor activity; olfactory receptor activity; odorant binding. Bases 1 to 1089 code for a protein of 362 amino acids. Gene Ontology annotation, cellular component: membrane. The transcript is spliced from 3 exons. The record is from RefSeq and is a predicted model, not a curated record.